Messenger RNA from Haliotis rubra (blacklip abalone), 1003 nucleotides. RefSeq names its product testis-expressed protein 47-like. The transcript has 8 exons. The record is from RefSeq and is a predicted model, not a curated record. Lineage: Eukaryota; Metazoa; Mollusca; Gastropoda; Lepetellida; Haliotidae. The coding region runs from base 16 to 879 and encodes 287 amino acids. Gene Ontology annotation, molecular function: blue light photoreceptor activity; FAD binding.
CUUCUACAGAUUGCUAUGUCUGGCGUGAAGAAGGAUGACGGGGUACAGGAAGGGGCUGACCUACCUCAGCCCUGGGAUCAGGAAAAUGCUGAUGGUAGUGCUAGGGCUAAUCCAGCUCUGAGUGACAAGAAAAAAAGGAAGGGCAAGAAGACUGAACGGGUGUUUGACUGGCCUAAGAAAAAUUACUUUGAAGUUACACGACAUGAUUCAACAGACACAGAGAGAAUGAAAAGCCUAAUCCAUCGUGUUGUCUACAUUUCCAAACUACGAGAUGAGGACAUUGACCGGGUGGAGGCUGGAAAUUACUAUGAGAGACAGCUGAAGAACCUUCAGAAUGUCCACCAGAGUGAGUCAGUGACUGGCUUGAUGCUGAUAUACAUGAAGCACAUCGUACAUGUAGUGGAGACUUCCUCAGACAUGUUGCUAGAGAUAGUGAAGGAGUUGCAUCACAGUGAAACGUCAGAUGAGGGAUUCAUCUCCAAGGCCAAGAUACUUGUCAUCUCUCAUGAUAUUCCCCAGCGCCUUUAUCAGCAAUGGUCAUUCCGGACACUGGACAUAGAAGCUCACCGUCUGGAGGCUUUUGAGCCGUCAGAAACCACAGACAAACUCAUUGUUGAUGUCCUCACCCAACUGCUAAAACUGGGCAAGUUUAUCAGCAAAACUCCCAAGCUCAAUUUCAAGAAUGCCAUGGACUCUCUGCACCAGAAUGUGCCUGAGUUUCUACCACAACAAGCUGCAAUCCACUACCUCCUGGAGGAGGACGACAACUGUAUGAUGCUACCCCGUGAGUACAUCAACACCUACACCAAGCCCUUCGACACAGCACUGGACAGUGACAAAGUGUGGCCUCUACCUACUCGACUCUUUCCCUACAACUGAUGCUCAGCCCAGAACAUAGAAACAGACAGAUUCCCACAGCAACAGCUGCAGUCACCUGGAAUACUGACAGCCAGGGUGAACCAUGUACAUAUGUAUGUUUACAAAUAAACUGUGAUAUCUAUUA